AUGGCGGAGGGUAAGACAACGAAGGCCACAGCGGCUUUGUCGUCGUCAUCCUCGUCGACAUCAGGGGCAGAACGACGAAAGCCCCUCGAAGAUGUUAUUUUAUCCCCAGAGUUAACGCAUUGCCCUUUAACUCCGAAGCUUUAUUUGGUGGGUGGAGGAGAACAUGCUGAGGCUCGACAAACACGAUUGCGUAGUCAAGGUGCUACACGACAACACAAGAAAAGGACGGAUCAAAAGCUUACAAAACGCUUGUUGAAGGCACGAGGAAUAAAACGGAAAGAUGAGGAUGAUAUGACAAAGCAUCGUGUCACGGAAAAAGCUGCCAUUUCAUCCUCUGCGACAUCGAGUGAGAAACAGGCAGAAAGUAGCGCAAUCUCUGAACGUGACUCGUUGCUGGAGAGGUUGCGAGAAAAAGAGCGUCAGUUUGAUGAGAAAAUUACAGCGCUUGACGAAACACUUUCGUGCGCUGAAAGGGGCCGCCUGCAGCGAGACAGCAUUAUUGAUGGCCUCCGCGCGGAGGUGACACGUCUGCGGGCACAGCUGGAGCUUGCCGCUGGCGCCAAGAGCCAGGCAGAUGAGCUUCGUGAAAAGAUUCUAAAGGAGAGAACAGUGGCGCUGGAGGAGGCGCAUGCGAAGAUAGAGGCACUUCACGAUACCAUUCGUGAAAAGAAUCAGCGGAUAAAGCAUUUAGAAAGCGAGUUAAAGCUGCGGCAGGCCGCCAUUGCUGCUCAACCUCAACAAAAGUUGGUAGUCACAACGACGGCGGAACGGGUAAAAGUGCCGCAGCUGCAAAAACAGGAAGAGCAAAAACAAGGGAUGCUGCGAACGCUUAGCCCAAAUGUUGUUAGCUUGGAAGAACGAGAGCGAGAACGACGUAAACGCGAGCAAUAUAGUGCCAAUUUGCGGGCACUACAGGAAGAGGUUCAGGCGCUUGAACAACGCUACAACAUCACCCGAAACGAGAAGAACGCCCUGGACGAAGAGAAUUAUGCGCUUCGCUCCAAACUGGAAGCCAUUCAGGAGGAAAUCGAAACACGUGUGGCUGGAGCCGUGAAAGCCAUGCAAAGCCACGUGGACCAGAAGCGUGAACUUGAGGCUGAGGUAUUAGCCACCCGUCUCGGUAUGGCGCGGUUGCUUCGACUUCUCAGUGAGGUACCAGAGAUGCGGCGAUACCUGCGGGCGACCGCCAUUGAUGAUGACAUGCUCUUCACUGGAUACACACUUGCGGCUGCAACAAGUGACCGGAAGGCAAUAAGCGAAAAUGCAGGGCAUCCCCAUUAUCAGAGACGACGCAAUGGUGGCUUGUCUACGCUGGCCGCUGGAACCGGUGUUGAUGAUGGUGUCUAUGGUGGGAGCUUAAUGCCGUGGUCAAGCAAUAUAUACCUAAAUGGCAAGUGGUACAGAAAAUUGCAAGACAUCAUCGAUGACGAGAACAAUUUUCUACGUAGCAGGAAGAUUUGUAUUGGCGAUCUGGAGGGUGCCGCGCGUUGCGGUCGAGGAGGGGGAGAUGGUCCCCCACGUCUUCCGCCAGCUUCUGAUGUGUUACAAGGCCGUCAAAAUGACAAGGACUUUUGGAUUCCGUAUGCCGUUUUUGUAGAGGCUCAGAAGUUUAAAAAUCGUUACUUCCCAGCUCUCAGCUAUGAAUGUUUUUAUCCCUUCCUUAUUGCUGUCAACCAGGUAUGGAACGAAAAGACGAAACGUCGUGUGGCGAUAGAGACCCGGCGACGCCUCUAUCUGCAGCAGCAAAAACAAGAACAAGAAAAACGUCACCGUGCAGCAAAGGAGCAGACGGAUGAUGCCUUUUACUCCAAUGAUUGCUUGCGUCAAAUGUCUUCAUCGGCCCUGAGUUUUCAGCAGCAACUUCAACAGUUGCGACAUGAGGUGCGCCGACGGGUAACGGGAAAAAAUAGCCUUGAAUUGUUCCAUGCGUAUGAUUAUUUGAUAAAGUGUGCCUUGAAGCAUCUGCGGGAGGUUCAGGAGGAGCACGCUGCUCUGUUGAAGCGAAAUCAAUAUUCAUUAAGGUCCGUGUGCGUCCCAAAAGAAGAACAUAUUGAUGAGGAAGACAAGGAGCGCAUGAUAAACGAGGAAGGGGGAGUGGGUAUAGUUGAUUUUGGCAAUGAAGCCUUUUUCCUCCUGCGGCGUGCACUCUCAGCGCUUGCAGAGGAAGUUCGGGAGAUUAGUGAGCGUUCCGCGUCACGUAUUGAGGCUUCCUGUCGAGACAUGCAGGAGUUUCUCGGAGCAUUGCGAGACCAGAAGCUUCGGACAAUUUCAUUUCAGGAACAACAACAACAACGGUUGGGAGAGGGAGACAGUGCUGUUCUCUUGCGCACGCAAACAUUAGAUUCCGUUCCGGUGUCAACUUUGCUUCGUGUCAUUGAGGGAGUACUUGAUUUUGUGGACGAGGUGCAGCGGGAGGUGCUUGCGGCACGGAAUGCCAUGUCUCGAUGUGCAACACAAGCAGACGAGAAAUCGGAGCUUCUCUUUACACCUGCUGCUGUAGAUGAUGGGAGCGGAGCCGAAUAUGGUGAAGAAGAAGACGAGUUGGAGAUGGCGAUGGACGGUUAA
Messenger RNA from Trypanosoma cruzi, 2565 nucleotides. RefSeq lists its product as uncharacterized. The record is from RefSeq and is a predicted model, not a curated record. The coding region runs from base 1 to 2565 and encodes 854 amino acids. The transcript has a single exon. NCBI's taxonomy places the organism in Eukaryota, Euglenozoa, Kinetoplastea, Trypanosomatida, Trypanosomatidae.